GCGGACAGGGUGUCCCUUCCAACCCACCCCUCCCUGCCAGAGCACACACUCAGCCUGGUCCCAAGAGGCUGUCAGCUCCAGGCCAGAAGCUGUGUUCCCCUUGUAAUACACAGGGGAGGUUGCUGGGGAGAAGGGGGACAGAAAGGGGGCAGGAACCCACCCCACACCCACACUGAGGACCCUGUAACCUACAGAGAUGAAGGGGACAGAGAAAAAGAAACAAAAAGACACACCGACAGAAGAAGACCUACAAGGUGGAAAGAGAAAAACCAAGAGAGAAAUCCAUGUUGAAAGGUCCUGGGAGACUGAGACCAAGACAGCCUGAGGACCCCAAAGCCAAGGCUCUCACUCAGGAGUUGCAGAGGGAGCUGCUGUAGAGCUGACCUACUACAGAAAAUCAUCAGCCCUCUGUUUUAGGGUGACCUUGAGACGCAAAACUGCUGUCCACGUGGACUGGAGCUGACAUUGCACGUCCAUCUGCCAGGACCCCUGCAUCCAAACUCCGAGACAUGGCAACUAAUGGAAGCAAGGUGGCUGAUGGGCAGAUCUCCACAGAGGUUAGCGAGGUCCCUGUGGCCAAUGACAAGCCCAAAACCCUGGUGGUCAAAGUGCAGAAGAAGGCGGCGGACCUUCCGGACCGGGACACAUGGAAGGGGCGUUUCGACUUCCUCAUGUCCUGUGUGGGCUAUGCCAUUGGCCUGGGCAAUGUCUGGAGAUUCCCCUAUCUCUGUGGAAAAAAUGGCGGCGGGGCCUUCCUGAUCCCCUACUUCCUGACACUCAUCUUUGCGGGGGUCCCACUCUUCCUGUUGGAAUGUUCUCUAGGCCAGUACACAUCCAUCGGAGGCCUGGGGGUGUGGAAGCUGGCCCCCAUGUUCAAAGGUGUGGGCCUUGCUGCUGCUGUGCUGUCCUUCUGGCUGAACAUCUACUACAUUGUAAUCAUCUCCUGGGCUAUCUACUACCUGUACAAUUCCUUCACCACGACGCUGCCAUGGAAACAGUGUGACAACCCCUGGAACACAGACCGCUGCUUCUCCAACUACAGCAUCGUGAACACCACCAACAUGACCAGCGCUGUGGUGGAGUUCUGGGAGCGCAACAUGCAUCAGAUGACAGACGGGCUGGAUAAGCCGGGUCAGAUCCGCUGGCCUCUGGCCAUCACCCUGGCCAUCGCCUGGAUCCUUGUGUAUUUCUGUAUCUGGAAGGGUGUUGGCUGGACUGGAAAGGUGGUCUACUUCUCAGCCACCUAUCCUUACAUCAUGCUGAUCAUCCUGUUCUUCCGCGGAGUCACGCUGCCAGGGGCCAAGGAGGGCAUCCUCUUCUAUAUCACACCCAACUUCCGAAAGCUGUCAGACUCUGAGGUGUGGCUGGAUGCUGCUACUCAGAUUUUCUUUUCCUACGGGCUGGGCCUGGGAUCCUUGAUCGCUCUUGGGAGCUACAACUCUUUCCACAACAAUGUCUACAGGGACUCCAUUAUUGUCUGCUGCAUCAAUUCGUGCACCAGCAUGUUCGCAGGAUUUGUCAUCUUCUCCAUCGUGGGCUUCAUGGCCCAUGUCACCAAGAGGUCUAUUGCUGAUGUGGCAGCCUCAGGCCCCGGGCUGGCAUUCCUGGCAUACCCAGAGGCCGUGACCCAGCUGCCCAUCUCUCCCCUCUGGGCCAUUCUCUUCUUCUCGAUGCUCCUAAUGCUGGGCAUUGACAGCCAGUUCUGCACCGUGGAGGGCUUCAUCACGGCACUGGUGGACGAAUACCCCAGACUGCUCCGCAACCGCAGGGAGCUCUUCAUUGCUGCCGUCUGCAUCGUCUCCUACCUGAUUGGCCUCUCUAACAUCACCCAGGGUGGCAUCUAUGUCUUCAAGCUUUUUGAUUACUACUCUGCCAGUGGCAUGAGCCUGCUGUUUCUCGUGUUCUUUGAAUGUGUCUCCAUCUCCUGGUUUUACGGUGUCAACCGAUUCUAUGACAACAUCCAAGAGAUGGUUGGCUCCAGGCCCUGCAUCUGGUGGAAGCUGUGCUGGUCCUUCUUCACCCCAAUCAUUGUGGCGGGUGUGUUCAUUUUCAGUGCUGUGCAGAUGACUCCUCUCACCAUGGGAAGCUAUGUUUUCCCCAAAUGGGGCCAGGGCGUUGGCUGGCUCAUGGCUCUGUCUUCCAUGGUCCUCAUCCCUGGGUACAUGGCCUACAUGUUCCUCACCUUAAAGGGCUCCCUGAAGCAGCGCAUUCAGGUCAUGAUCCAGCCCAGCGAAGACAUCGUUCGCCCGGAGAAUGGUCCAGAGCAACCCCAGGCCAGUGGCUCAGCCAGCAAAGAGGCCUACAUCUAGGGGUGUAGGGAGGCUCGCCGACCCAGCACUCUCACCAACCCCCCCAGCCUGGCUGAGCAUGACCACCACUUGAUGUCUGAACAUACCAUCUAUCUCAAGCUACCUCGAGUGGCGAGUCCAGACACCAUCACCAUGCAGAGAGGGGAGGUAGGGGACAGUCUCACCCCAGUGGGUCCUGCAUUGGGCAAAGAUACUCGAUGGCUCCGGCACCCGAGGGCCGGUGACCUUUUUAAUCCGGACCCCAUAAGCAUCAAGCAGUCUGCAUUUGUGACUGCCAUGGUAGAUCAUUUUUAUCCCGCCAGUGAGUGUGACGCGGUGAGGCUGCACCCUCCUGGCUUUUAGUUGUUUUCCUGACUGUUCUCUUACUGCUGAAACCCAUGACUGUUAUCUUGGACUUUGCAGGAGUUCGUUUCCGUGGAACGCUGCUCUGUACACAUGAAAAGGGCAUUUUGUAUAACAGAGGUCUCUGGGGAGAGCUCACUCUUAAGUAGCAGGGAGCCAGCGGAGCUCUUUCAUUUUUUAGUUUUCUCCUUCCCAAGGCAGCUUGACUUUAAAACAAGCCCCAAGGACCUCAGUCAGCGUUCCCAGACGUGCUUCCCAAGCAAUCUGUGUAGUGUCCUUUUUCCCUGCCACCGGCUGAGUGAGCAUCUCUGCAGCUAAGCUUUCCUGCCCCCUCCUCGGCAAGCCAUUCUGAUUGCACCUGGCCCUGCUCCUUGGAAAACUGCCACAAGCACAAUUAAUAUUUUUAUCAUCAUUCUGGGGGACCUAAGAUCCUGCUGGGGAUGUUCCCUAAUCAAAGCCCCAGUUUCUCUUAGGAUGCCAGGCUUUACAGGACACAGAACGGUUGCAGAGGAAAUCAAGGUCAAGUCCUGUCCCUGAGUCAAAAUGGAUCCAGUUAUCUUUUUUAAACUAUCUCCCUCACUGCCACCCCAUUCAAAGCUGCUGCCUUCUUACCUUUUCUGAAAUCCCCCAGUGGGAAUCCCCUCACUGCCACUAAAAUCUGCCCAGCCACUAACUGAGGACCGAGUGUUAAUCCAGGUCCCCACCCCCACCCCCAAAGUGCUUCCAAGAAUAAAACUGCUUCCUUGGGAAGUCGUUUUUGUUCUUUUCCGGAAUGGGCUCCGCAGUGGCGGCAAAUCGGCAAAUCGGGUAAAGACAGUUCCUUGCAAGCCCCAGUAACUCAGCGUUUCUCAUUUGCCAGGAAAAUGGGUUCCCAUGUAACAAAUGGUCUGUUGUGCCCUGUAGCUCCUUAGCUAGUUAGCUCACAAACUGUGUUUUACAAAUAAUCCUCAAUAACUAUGGUAAAUAACUUCGACUGUGGGUUUUUUAAUCUUUUGUCAUUCUCAUCCUAAAGUGACCAGUGACCAGCAUACCAGUUCUUGCAAUAAGGUAUUACCCUCAGAAUAUUAAGCACAUUAUUGUAGAGAAAAUAAAAAGUACUUGUAUACAUAUAAAUGCACACACAACUACACUCGUCCUCAUGCGUGGUAAAUAGGGUCUUGUUUGAUAUUGUGUAGGAAAUCUAAAACCUUUUCCUGAGGUCAUCUGUAAAAUAGUCUCAUUGCUAAGGCAUCCUGAGUGCCAGCUGGUGAGUUUAUGAUCAACUGCGUAUGUAUUGUUAAUUUAUAGGGCUUAGCCUGCAAGGAACCCUUCACUGUGUUUCAUGGUCCCACUCCCAUCCUGUGUGAAUUCCUUUAGAAUAAGGGCAGGAAAAUUUCAAACUUUCUCUUUGUUCUUCAAUGUGAAACUAAGACCAAGUCUUUUUAAGACAAAUGCAGUGUAUUUCAUGUCCGUAAGCACGUCUAAGUGCGAUGUUUGGCAAGAAAUCCCCUAACUGAUUUCCAUCCAAACCUACUUACAUAGCACAAUAUUAUGUGUCGUACAAUUACUGUGAGAACUGUGAAUAUGUGUAACUUUUUUUAGUAUUUGCCCUGGGGAGAAAAGAUAUUGUAUUAUCAUAUAUGCUUUUUUUUUUUUUUGCAAUAAGGAUUUAUUCUCUGAACACCAAGUAAAUCUAUCUCUAUAUAAAAAUAUAUGUAAUAUAAACAUAUUCAAACUAUAUACAGAGCCUGUUUUAAAAAAAUUACAGUAUUAUUUAGUAAAAUUAUCUGUUCUAUGGACCAAAUGUAAAAUAUUUAUAAAUGAAGAUGCAUUUUAAAUGUCUAUAAAUGGUGUCAUAACUAGAGCACGGACAUUAUGUACAUU
Molecule: messenger RNA, 4514 nt
Organism: Pteronotus mesoamericanus
Lineage: Eukaryota; Metazoa; Chordata; Mammalia; Chiroptera; Mormoopidae
Gene: SLC6A1
Product: solute carrier family 6 member 1
Exons: 16
Coding region: 510-2309 (599 amino acids)
Biological process (GO): neurotransmitter transport; sodium ion transmembrane transport
Cellular component (GO): cell surface; axon; plasma membrane
Molecular function (GO): gamma-aminobutyric acid:sodium:chloride symporter activity
Source: RefSeq, a predicted model, not a curated record